UGUUGGUGUUUUGCUCUGCUGUCUCAGUGCUGUUUUCGGGGUGAGAGGCAAUUGUUAUUGCGAGCUAAAUUCGAAGAAAAUUGUAACACUUGGAAAAAGAUAAUUGGCAUCAGUCUCCUCCAGUCCCCCAGACCCUCAAAAUUCUGUAACCAAUGGAAUUUAGGAGAACUUCAACUUUAAUUUGAUUUUGCUUUUCACACUGAUAAAUCGCAAUCGCGCCACAACGUGGUGACCUUCGACGAAUCACUUCUUUCAUUGUCAGUGUCAAGCGGGAAAAAAUCGAUGGAGGACCUGACGCCAUUAACCAACCUUCAACAGUUUUAGUUCGAAUAUUAUUAUUUGUUCAACUGCCGAGUUCUCCGACUAUCAACCAACAACAUUCGACCCCACCCACACUAUCAAGUUGGGAUACAUCUAAUUUGCGAUAUUUUCUUUUCCCGAGGGUGCGCCGCGCAAGAAGAAGAUGACGGAACGUCAACCGCUGCUCCUCCAGAGCGACGCCUCCGACUACGAGGGAUCAGCGAAUCGGGCAUCGGCGGCGCGUCCCGUGCGAAGCUCUCCGCCGGAUAACACGCUGGUCAACGUGCACAGCGAGGACAGCCUAGCAGUGCACGCAGCAGCUUCGGGAUCGGGAGAUGAGGAGCAUGGAUCGAUGGAUAAGUCCAACUACAACCCCACCCACCAUCGCACCCUGGAGCAUCCGACAUCCAACUUCGACACCCUGGUGCAUUUGCUGAAGGGCAAUAUUGGCACGGGAAUUCUGGCCAUGCCGGAUGCCUUCAAGAAUGCCGGCCUCUAUGUGGGUCUCUUUGGCACCAUGAUAAUGGGUACCAUCUGCACCCACUGCAUGCACAUGCUGGUCAACUGCUCCCACGAGCUCUGUCGGCGAUUCCAGCAACCCGCAUUGGACUUCUCGGAGGUGGCAUACUGCAGUUUUGAAUCAGGACCUCUGGGACUGAGGAGGUACUCCAUGUUGGCCAGAAGGAUAAUUACCACUUUCCUGUUCAUCACACAAAUCGGUUUCUGUUGCGUAUACUUCCUGUUUGUGGCGCUGAAUAUCAAGGAUGUGAUGGAUCACUACUACAAGAUGCCCGUGCAGAUUUACCUGCUUAUAAUGCUGGGGCCCAUGAUCCUGUUGAAUUUGGUGCGGAACCUCAAGUAUUUGACUCCUGUUUCGCUGGUCGCCGCUCUUCUCACUGUGGCAGGACUGGCCAUCACCUUCUCGUACAUGCUGCAGGAUCUUCCGGAUGUGCAUACGGUCAAACCGGUGGCCACCUGGGCCACCUUGCCGCUCUAUUUCGGAACCGCCAUCUACGCAUUCGAGGGAAUUGGCGUGGUCCUGCCCCUGGAGAAUAAUAUGCGCACACCAGAGGACUUUGGCGGCACCACAGGUGUCCUGAAUACGGGCAUGGUCAUCGUGGCCUGCCUUUACACAGCUGUCGGAUUUUUCGGCUACCUGAAGUACGGCGAUCAUGUGGAGGGCAGCAUUACCCUAAAUCUGCCUCAGGGCGACACUCUUUCUCAGUUGGUGCGAAUCUCCAUGGCGGUGGCCAUCUUCCUCUCGUACACUCUUCAAUUCUAUGUACCCGUAAACAUUGUGGAGCCCUUUGUGCGAAGCCACUUUGAUACCACGAGGGCCAAGGAUCUUUCAGCGACUGUCCUGCGAAUCGUUCUAGUCACCUUUACCUUUUUACUGGCCACCUGUAUUCCCAAUCUGGGCUCCAUUAUUUCGCUGGUGGGAGCCGUCAGCAGCUCAGCUUUGGCGCUCAUUGCGCCGCCUAUAAUCGAAAUUAUCACCUUCUAUAACGUAGGCUAUGGCCGCUAUAACUGGAUGCUGUGGAAGGACUUUCUCAUUCUGAUCUUUGGACUGUGCGGCUUUGUCUUCGGUACCUGGGCCAGCUUAGCUCAAAUCUUAAACGACAAGACCCAUUGAGUU
This is a messenger RNA of Drosophila ficusphila, 1936 nucleotides long. Its product is annotated as proton-coupled amino acid transporter-like protein CG1139. The coding region runs from base 464 to 1933 and encodes 489 amino acids. NCBI's taxonomy places the organism in Eukaryota, Metazoa, Arthropoda, Insecta, Diptera, Drosophilidae. Gene Ontology annotation, cellular component: vacuolar membrane. Gene Ontology annotation, molecular function: amino acid transmembrane transporter activity. The record is from RefSeq and is a predicted model, not a curated record. The transcript is spliced from 7 exons. Gene Ontology annotation, biological process: amino acid transmembrane transport.